CGUAUUGGAAUUUUUUGAUCAAUUCCUCUCUACUCCGUAAUAACCUUUUUCUCCGCCAGAGAAUCAGGUUUCUCUCUUUCUCGAUUGAUCGCUUUUUAUUUUCAUUGUCAUCCAUGAAUCGUUUCUUUUUUAGAGGAGUGGAGAAGACAAAGUUUAAUCAUACCACGGUUCAAGCUCUUCGCAAGUGCUGUGGUUGCGUCCACUUACGAUUCGGAUGCGCCGUAGCAUGCAUUAUAUGGGCGACCCUUUCCAUGUAUUUUGCCAUUAUAUCUUUUCAGACACGCAGUCCCUUUUUUUCGUUCAUGGAUAGCACUCCGCUGCUCAUUUGGGGAACCGCCAAUCUUGCGCUCAGCAUUGUGGCUAUGGGAAGCCUUGUAGCCAUCUAUCUCAAUCGUUGGGAAUAUAUUCGGACGGCGUGUCAUGCUAUCAUUGUGGCCAUAUUCUUUGUUGUGGCCGAUACAAUUGUCAAUGUCAUUUUAUUUGCGACCCGUGAAAACAGAUACGCAGACUCAUGCAUGGAUUCCAGUAUUGGCCAAUUGCAGCAAGGCAUUUCGCAAACAUUGAACAACAGCACAGAUUUUACCUUUCACUUCGAAGCCACCGAUUAUUACAAUUGCCACCGCACAUGGGAAAGUGAAGUUAAAUUCUCUAUCAUGACGGCGUUGCUCAUGCUUAUUUUUUACGUUUAUUGGGCCAUGUGUCUUCAUUCUCUAAGUAUCAAAAAAUGGAUGUACCUAAGCCAAUAUGGCAUGCCGCCGCCACCUAUGGAGCCGCCCAUGGCGCCUUUACCACCGCAGCCUCCAAUGAUGAUGCCCCCCACAGGAAUGCCUAUGACUAAUCGUCCAAAUGUCAUUGUUCUUAACAACGAAAAGCCAUCCAAAAGAAAAUCGAUACCGGAAUUGGUCAAUCCACAACCCUUUUCACCUCCUCCGCCCUACUUUUCUACGGAAACCAAUCGGUGUUUAGAUAAGGCCGAAAAAGGACGGUCGCUGUCCUGAGGGUAUGACAAAGAAGAUGCUCUCAUUACACAAGUAGUAGGCACGACCAAAUGGCAUCCAGUUACGGUAUCACCAAUCUGAGGACAUGAAAUUUUUCAUGUUCCUGAAAGGGACCAGAGUAGCCUGACCUGGAGAUUGUUGAACCUGCAA
Messenger RNA from Radiomyces spectabilis, 1148 nucleotides. RefSeq lists its product as uncharacterized. The transcript has 5 exons. The record is from RefSeq and is a predicted model, not a curated record. Lineage: Eukaryota; Fungi; Mucoromycota; Mucoromycetes; Mucorales; Radiomycetaceae. Bases 114 to 998 code for a protein of 294 amino acids.